CCUCCAUAUUCCAGUCAUUGGCUCUUCAACCGUGUCAGUGCUUGUCAGAACUUGUCUCAAUCACAGGAGACUGGUGAGUAUAAUCGAGGUUCAGUUGGAAAAACCCGUCACGUACGAAGACUGAAAGUUUAUCUUCUACAAAUGUUUGUAAACAAGAUCCCUGGUCAUUGUGCAGCUUGCCUGUCAAGACUGUCAAAAAUAUAUACAAACAGAAGUGUUUGUCUGUCACAGCAUAUUUCCAAGGCAAAGGUGUAUGCUACAAAUACAGAGCAUGUGUCGGCUGCAGACGAAGGUGAGCCAGAUGAUCUGUUCCGUCAGAUAACGAUAGAAGUGAAGACUCACGACCCCGCAGUUCUCAACAGUUACGAGAAAUUCACCAAGAUGGCUGCAGAUGAGUUGAACAUAACAGUGGGCAAAAUAUUCCGCCCACCAAAAGUAUUUUGGAGAGACACUCUUUUGAAAUCGGUUCACGUAUUCAAGAAGCACCGUGUGCAGUAUGAAGCAAGAACACACUUCAGUACAAUAGAGUUGAAACAUCUCACUGGAUCCACAGCGGAUACCUACCUGGAAUACAUCCAGAGAAACCUUCCUGAAGGAAUGGCCAUGAAGGUUACAAAGCACAGAUUAGAAGCACUGCCUGACAAUCUGAAGAAUAUAAAAGUAAAUACGCCUGAAGACCAGUUAGAAAAGUCCUGACAAUGUAUAAUAUCAUGGAGUGCCAGCUUUACAUUAGUAAUGUAAACACUUGAGUUAUAUAAACAGUUUUUGUAAUAAACACAAUCACACAUUAA
This is a messenger RNA of Gigantopelta aegis, 791 nucleotides long. Its product is annotated as 28S ribosomal protein S10, mitochondrial-like. Lineage: Eukaryota; Metazoa; Mollusca; Gastropoda; Neomphalida; Peltospiridae. Bases 142 to 696 code for a protein of 184 amino acids. Gene Ontology annotation, cellular component: mitochondrion; mitochondrial small ribosomal subunit. The transcript is spliced from 8 exons. The record is from RefSeq and is a predicted model, not a curated record.